Molecule: messenger RNA, 888 nt
Organism: Gekko japonicus
Lineage: Eukaryota; Metazoa; Chordata; Lepidosauria; Squamata; Gekkonidae
Gene: PRXL2B
Product: family with sequence similarity 213 member B
Exons: 7
Coding region: 138-746 (202 amino acids)
Source: RefSeq, a predicted model, not a curated record
CUCAGCUGUUCGGAACCCUCCCGAGGCGGGGGUUCCAUUGCCCGGCUGAUGCAAGGACCGUCCUACCCCGGGGUGGGCCGGGGGAGUAACGGAGUCCACAAGGGUGGGCGGAGGUCUUCGGGGGAAGGACUGUCACGAUGGCUGCUCUGGUGGAUCUCUGCAAAGUCGGAGCCAAUACCGUGAAGUAUGCAGCUAACGGCGAGGUGGUGGAGCUGAGGAGCUUGUGGAAGGACCAGCCCUGCGUGGUGCUGUUCCUGCGCCGCUUUGGCUGCCAGGUAUGCCGCUGGAUUGCAAAGGAAGCCAGCAAGCUGAAAGAACCGUUGGAGAGCCACGGGGUCCGCUUAGUCGCCAUUGCGCCAGAAAGUGUGGGUCUCAAGGACUUCCUGGAUGGGAACUACUUCAAAGGAGAACUCUACCUGGAUGAGACCAAACAGUGCUACGGCGAUCUUGGCUUCAAAAGGUAUAACGCCUUAAGCAUAGUUCCUGCUGCACUGGGGAAGCCCGUUCGAGAAGUCGUCAGCAAGGCAAACGCGGAGGGCGUUCACGGCAACUUCAGCGGAGAUCUUUUGCAGAGUGGCGGCAUGCUGAUUGUCAGUCAAGGUGGAGAGGAAGUCCUCUUGCAUUUCAUACAGGAGUCCCCAGGUGACUACGUCCCCCUGGACGCCAUAACCAAGACCCUCGGCAUCUCAGCAAACGCAGAAGAGGGGGAAAGGCCUCAGUGUAAUGAAGAAGUCUGUUCCUUAUGAAGAGGGAAGGUAUGAAGCUGCCCUGAGCCAACACUUCUUUCUCCGCCUUCUUUGUACCCGGUAUAGCCCCUUUCCGAGUCCAAGAGUAACAUUUAUGUAAAUCAGCGAGGCUGAAGCCCCAAAUCUAAAUUAAUAAAAUGUC